Cajanus cajan (pigeon pea) is the source of this 1374-nucleotide messenger RNA. Lineage: Eukaryota; Viridiplantae; Streptophyta; Magnoliopsida; Fabales; Fabaceae. The record is from RefSeq and is a predicted model, not a curated record.
AUGGAGAGGCUCAAGACAAGACUGCUAGAAUUAGACGCAUGCAGACAAGCAAAGCAGAAGGAUGCCAAGGCAUUGAAGCUGGCUGAGAUGAAUAGGAAAAACAGGUUUGAGAACUUCAAGAAUGCUUCUGAAUUGAAGCCGGUGAAUACAGGUUUGAAAGAAGGGGAGGCAGGUUAUGAUCCAUUUUCCAGGAGAUGGACUAGAUCAAGGAAUUACUAUGCUUCAAAACCUGGUGAAAAGGCUGCAGCUGCAAACAAUAUUGUCAAUGGCAUAUUCUGUGGUGGUCUUUCUGCACCUUUAGUUCUUUCAAACACAAACUUUAUUGCUCAUGAUUCAUCAUCACCACCACCACCACCACUUAUUGAGAAUCAUUCUUUGAUAUCGGGACUGAGAAUUCUGAUAACCAAUAUGGCUGAAAAAGUGCCAUCAUUCAAGCAUUGCGGAGCUUCUUGGUUUAUUGAUCUUGCAACUCCAGAUGCCUUAUACAUUUUUCCAGUUUUGACUGCAUUGUCAUUCUUAAUAACAGUGGAGUGUAAUAUGCAAGAAGGGAUGGAAGGAAAUCCUGUGGCUGGUACCGUUAAAAAUGUCUCUAGGGGACUUGCUGUUCUUACAGUUCCUUUCACCAUGGGAUUUCCAAAGGCAAUUUUCUGUUACUGGGUUACAUCAAAUUUGUUCUCACGUAUGUAUGGACUUGUACUUAAAGUUCCUGGUGUAAAGAAAACAUCGGGUAUUCCUGAAAUUCCUGUUGCAGCACCCACCAAUCCUCCUCAAUCUCCCUUUUCUAUAUUUCCAACUCUAAACAAGCUACAACAGCGACAAGUGGGCCAAGCUCAAUGCCAGAUGAACCAUCAAAACAUUCAAAUAAAAAGUUAUCUUCUUCUGCUGUUAUUAGUCAAAGGCUUAGAAGUUUAGAGAAACAAGUGAAUGGAAGAAAGAAAAACAAGAAGUGAGGAAAAUUUACUAAUUCCUAAAAAUUAUGCUAUCUAAUCAUAUGGAGUAGUUGUGCUCAGAUUUUUGUUAUAUUUUAUUAUCCUAGGAUGAAGGGAAAAUUAGUUCAAACUUUGUUAUUGCUAGUAAUUUUGCUUAGGAAGUUCAAAGUUUUGCAUUUUGUGUAGUUUACACACGACUGUAGAACUUGGUCGCUAUCAGAAAAGAAGACCUUCGUGAUUUAAUAUUUCUUUUCAUUAUUCAUUUUAAUUAUAGGAGUUGAAAACUAAAUUUUAGUUAAAUGCUCGAGUGAAAAAGUAAUUAGCAGCAUGACUAUUUAUAAUAAUAGUUUCAUGUUGAAUUACAUUUAAGAGCAAUGAAGGAAAUGUAACCCAGGACAAUAAUAAGUCACUAUACAUGAAUAUGGCUAUUAAACUAUCUAGGCAU